AGAAAAAAAAUAAAUAAAUAAAACAACAUGCCUGUCACCCACAUCUCACCUUCCCUUAUUUACCCCUCCAAUCCCCUCACUUUGACCAUUUCUUAACCCACUGCACCAAUAUUUUCAUGGUCCAACUCUAACCAGUAACCAACGAACCACCAUGGCCGUAGAUCUCAUAACCGGUUUCCGAACCACCGAAACAAACGCCGUUCAAGAAGCCGCUGCCGGCCUCGAAAGCGUCCAGAAGCUCAUCCGUCUGCUCUCUCAAUCCCAAUCUCAACAACAAUCUGUUACAGAUUAUGAAGCCGUUGCUGACGUGGCUGUCACCAAGUUUAAACGCGUUAUUUCCUUGUUAGACCGACCUAACCGUCAACUCACCGGUCAUGCACGCUUCCGACGAGGUCCUGUUAAUAAUAAUAAUAUUCACAAGCAAAACGAUGUCGUUUCGGAGAAUAUAUCGACGACGAGUAAUAAAAAUAUUCAUAUCAACAAACGAAACGAUGUCGUUUUAGAAGAAGGUGAGAAUAAGGUGUAUUGUCCAACGCCUAUACAACAGGUGCCGUUUGUUCCACCUCCUCCGCCGCCUACGGUGGCGACCGGAAAUCAACCGCCGAUGUUUCAGAGAAAAGAGAUAAGUUUCACGUACUCUCCCGCGCUUUCUCGAGCGAGUUCAUUUGUAUCGUCGUUGACCGGAGAUUCCGACGGGAAGCAACCGUCGGCCGGUGCUAAACCGCCGCUGUGUACGGCGUCGUGUUUGAAACGGAAGUGUAGUUCGUCGGAAAAUGGCGUUUCCGGCAAGUGUAGCGGCGGUUCUACCGGCGGACGAUGUCACUGUUCCAAAAGAAGAAAAUUGAGGCAGAAGAGAGUAAUUAGGGUUAAGGCGAUUAGUAUGAAGCUCGCUGACAUCCCUCCGGACGAUUAUUCAUGGAGAAAGUAUGGUCAAAAACCGAUUAAAGGAUCUCCUCAUCCAAGAGGAUACUACAAGUGCAGUAGCGUUAGAGGAUGCCCAGCUCGGAAGCAUGUGGAACGAGCAUUGGAUGAUCCAAGCAUGUUGAUUGUUACUUAUGAAGGAGACCAUAAUCAUGCACUUUCCGUUGGAGAAACUUCUGGACUUAUAUUAGAAUCAUCUUAAUUAAUUUCAUCAAAUUUUGUUGGAUAAAGUUUAAAUAUGGACCGUAUUACUUACUGUUAUUGUUACUCUACGGUAGUGAAAGUUUGGUAAAGGUUUUGGAAUCAGUUCCAUAUCUUGGCUUUAAAAUCUGCUAGAUUGUGUUUUAUUGAUUAAUUAAUUUGAUUCUUUUAGGUGUCAUGUUACAAUGAUGAUGAUGUUGUUUGUAUAA
This is a messenger RNA of Helianthus annuus (common sunflower), 1331 nucleotides long. RefSeq names its product probable WRKY transcription factor 7. NCBI's taxonomy places the organism in Eukaryota, Viridiplantae, Streptophyta, Magnoliopsida, Asterales, Asteraceae. Gene Ontology annotation, molecular function: DNA-binding transcription factor activity; sequence-specific DNA binding. Gene Ontology annotation, biological process: regulation of DNA-templated transcription. The record is from RefSeq and is a predicted model, not a curated record. The transcript is spliced from 3 exons. Bases 152 to 1123 code for a protein of 323 amino acids.